AUGUCGGCAGAACAGACUGCCUUCCAGGUCUUCACUUCUAUUGCCAUCGUUCUCAUACUCCUCCCUGCACCAUGGCACUGGAGUGCUCGCAACUGUGGAACGUUGCUCUAUAUUGGCUGGACGUUCCUCGCUUGUGUGAUCUACCUCGUUAAUUCGAUCAUCUGGAAUGAAUCUGUAGUGGACGUGGCGCCAGUUUGGUGUGAUAUUACUACCAAGUUCACCAUGGGACUUGGCGUUGCCUUUCCUGCCGUUUCGCUUGCGAUAAAUAGGCGGUUGUACAACAUUGCGACGAUGAAGCAUGUUGUAACGUCAUACAAAGAGAAAAGGAAACAAACACUCAUCGAUCUCGGCAUCGGUCUGGGGAUCCCUUGUCUUGUAAUGGCCUUCCAUUAUAUUGUACAGGGGCACCGAUUUGACAUCGUUGAAGAUAUUGGUUGCGUCCCGACAACAUACAUGACUCCCCCGGCCGUCUUCCUUCUUAGCAUCUGGCCUCCGACUUUAGGUCUAAUAUCCUUCGUUUAUGCCUCGCUGUCCAUUCGCGCAUUCCUCAAACAACGCCGAAAUUUCAGUGCCAACGUCGCCUAUACGUCGUCGAUGAACGCCUCCCGUUACCUCCGUCUCAUCGCCCUCGCCAUGACCGACAUUAUAUUUGAUGUGCCCCUCUCAAUUUAUGUCACCUAUUGCAACACCUACCAAGGUCUAGCACCUUGGAUUUCCUGGGCCGACACACACUCGGACUUCAAUCGAGUAGAUCAAUAUCCCAAGGUUAUCCUACAGUCUACUAGCCGUCAGGCGUGGAAUGUGCUUGAGAUGGGUCGAUGGGCCGCCCCAGCUGCCGCGUGGUUAUUCUUCCUUUACUUUGGGCUGGCAGGAGAGUCCUUAGCUGCUUAUCGGAGGAGUAUCGCAUGGAUAGUCAAGAAGUUACCUGUGCCUGAGAACUGGAAACAUUAUAUUAUGCCCGGGUCCAGGAUCCACAUCGGCAGCUCUCAGAAGGAGGGAUUUUCUGCAAGUGGGAAAGGACCGUCAAAGCCUAUUGGAGCCUUACCGCUUUAUAGCAAGACUUCAUCCAUGGCUACGUCUCCUACACUCACUAAGACACCACCUUUCAAAUCCUCCUCCUUGCCCUCCCCGCCUCUGCCUCACGUCAUCAAAAUUACCCGGUCUAGAGAGGUCGUUCUUGAUGACAUGGGUGGGGAGGAACAAAAGUACAGUAUGCGCCAAGUGGAUGUCAAGCUUACUUCGUCAUGCAUUACUUAUUCCCCUGAGGAAAUCUGUGACAGUUAUGCGACGCUUCAGGGUACAGGGAUCGCCAUUCCUUCUCCUGGCGUGACGAUCGAUGCUCCGCGUUCGGAGUUGGGGAGUGGAGAGGGGAGGGGUAUCAGUCCCUCGAGAUUUGCUCAACAACAACAAAUCGGGACGCAGCGCGUUCCUAUGGACGUUGAAGCUCAACAUCCUUCCGACGCCGAUGAAUAUGUCGUUGGUAUAGAAGAUAGUUCGGACUGGGAAGAUGAUCGUGGAAGCAUGACGGAGGUGGAAUGUCAUUAUCGUCAGGGGGAUGAAGAGAGCGUUCAUACGCUUGCCCAUAUCAUCGCUGAUUCGCCUCUCCCCCUUCCACCAUCUUAUACUCCCUCACCAUUCCACCGCUCCAAUACCGACAGUUAUGAUGACGACGACGUCCUGGCACCCCCGCCACCCUCAAUCUCAUUUCCCGUUGUCUUUCCGCCUUCCCCUUUCCCUCUUUUGAACACUAACUCCAACAACACCAACUUCAAUACAACCACACACAGUCGAUUGGACGAUCAAUCGACCCCACUCCCAUCUCCUCUACCGCCCGUCUUACUCUUCCCUCAUCCACCCUUAAGUUCAAGGGAACAUAAUGGGAGCGAGGAGACGAGGAGACAUUCUAGUCCACCUGCAUUUUGGUCUACUUUUAGGUUCUCAAGGGGUAGUUUUGGAAGGAGACAGCGAUGA
This is a messenger RNA of Cantharellus anzutake, 1971 nucleotides long. RefSeq names its product pheromone A receptor-domain-containing protein. Gene Ontology annotation, biological process: G protein-coupled receptor signaling pathway. Gene Ontology annotation, molecular function: mating-type alpha-factor pheromone receptor activity. NCBI's taxonomy places the organism in Eukaryota, Fungi, Basidiomycota, Agaricomycetes, Cantharellales, Hydnaceae. The transcript has 5 exons. Bases 1 to 1971 code for a protein of 656 amino acids. Gene Ontology annotation, cellular component: membrane. The record is from RefSeq and is a predicted model, not a curated record.